Astrephomene gubernaculifera is the source of this 1670-nucleotide messenger RNA. NCBI's taxonomy places the organism in Eukaryota, Viridiplantae, Chlorophyta, Chlorophyceae, Chlamydomonadales, Astrephomenaceae. The record is from the annotation of a GenBank genome assembly.
CCGGCGGCCAUUGCCAGCGCCGCCGAUGCAACACCGGGACCAGCAGCAGCAGCAGCUGAUCAGGCAGCUGCCCCCGGAGCAGCACCUGUGCAUGAAACACCUCUAUCCGCAGAGGCACAGGCUGGGGGUCCUCAGCAGCGCUAUGAUCAGCAGCAGCCGCAGCAGCAGCAGCAGGAGCAGCACCUGCAGCAGCGGGCACAUCGCCUGCACCACCAGCAGCUGCUGCGUGCAGCACAGCAGACGGAGAUGGACACGCAGGUGCAAGGAGGGCAGCGGCCGGGGCCGUCUCUGGACGCCGACUCCCAGUCGACACCCAUCAGCCCGCGGGCGGCGGCGGCGCAGGAGGUGGACAGCGAAGCCGUGUCGGCGUCGUCGGAGGCGAAGCCGGAAGUUAGAGGGACAACUGAAUAUGCCUCCGAACCGCAGAAGUACGGCAUCACGCCGUUACCCCCCACCUCGAGUCCGCUAACAAAGCUCGACGCCGCCGCCAUCAACGCCCUGCCGGACGCCGCCGUCGUACAACUCGCCGCCGCCAGCAUCUCCGUCCGCGAGGAGGCCGCCUCCGCCGCCGUUGCUGACGUCGCCGCCGCCGGCUACUACCAUUUGGUCCCUGCGUACAGCCGCUUACGGGGCCUCUUGGAGAUGCAAGGCUUUUAUCCGGACCCGGCUGCGCUGCAGCGGCGCAGUACACAGAUCUCCCUUGUGACGGCGGCGGAGGCGGCCCAGGCGCGCGAUGCGACGGCGGCGGCGCUAGGCGGCCGACGGUUGCUGGGUCGCUGGCGGCAGCGGGAGGCAGCGGCGGCGCCAGGACCGCUGGCGGAGGGCGCGGCGGAGGCGACGAGAAGGGAAGUACGGAAGGAAGGGAAGGUGACGGAGGAGGUAGAGGCGCAGCCGGUUAUCCCUCCUGAAAUAAUGCCGCCGCCGCAGUUGCAGGGUCUUGCAGAAGCAUCGCAAUGGGUCGAGGCAGAGGCUGCAGCAGCGGCAGCGGCGAGGUUAAUAGAAGGCGGUAGCGGCAGCAACUCUGCCCCGCCACCGCCGCCUCCGCCACGCAAUGACCCUCACUCUUGGGCCUUUGGACCCGACUUCGAUGUAUCCGACAGCGAUUACGCUGACGGCUGUUGGUACGGCGCUGGAAACCUGAAGGUCUUGGAGAUGCGAUUAGGCCAAGACCUGGCAGCACUUGCCGUACAUCAGCCUCCGAGGACAUCUUCGACACCCUCCGCUGCCACCGACGACGACGCUGCUGGCGACAGCCGCAAGGGCAGGGGCGACGGGCACCACGAGCAUCACCGCGACCUGAUGUCAUCGUUAUCAUCCUCGUCACCGGCGGCGUCGAAACCGUCCCAAGCUCGCUCCGACAUUAUGCCCGGCCCUUCCUCCGGCUCCUCCUCGCAGCAGCCCGAGGAGCUUGAGGGUACUAUGGUUCCGUUGUUCGGUCCAGUGAUCGAGGGGCGCGUCAAGGUGUAUGUGGAUGGGCGGUUGGAGGCGGGGGUGGAGGGGCGCCACGUGUUCGAUGCCCAAGGUAACCGUGUGGCGCUCAUCGUGCGCGGCAGCUUCCCCGGUGUACGCACCAUCCACUUCUUCGACGCCACCAGCCGCCGGCUGCGGCUGCUGUGUCGCUGCGUGAAGGCGCGGCUGCUGCCCAGCCCCGCUUGGCUCUUCCCGCCCAG